CAUGAACAGUAAUGGCGGCGGCAGAUGUAAAUCAGGAAAAGUUUUUGUAGAGUUUCACAUACACAUUGACACAUAGUCGUGUUAUUUAUCACGAUGGUCGACGCAGAGGUCGACGACAUAUCGUUUCUGAGUGCGAGUGGAGAGUCUAUGAAGCAUGGAGGCAACUAUGAGCAGAUGGGCAUCAGUCACACACGCCAGUUAGUAUGCAGCCAGAGGAAGGCGACGUGCGUAGCGCUUGCUGCAGCUGCUGUGAUCCUCGCGGUGGCUAUGAUAUCAGCAUUUUCUCGUCCUACAAUUGAGCACUGCCACAUUGGCAACAACUCCCUACAUGAUGCCACCCAGGCAAAGCCAAUCGUUGGUCUUGCCGACGGCACGAGUGAGCCGUUCCCGUGGCGCAGCACGAGGCUGCCACGCACGAUCAGACCAAGCCAGUACGACAUACAUCUUCAAAUCAACCUCACCGAGUUCCACGUUAAUGCAUCUGUAAGCAUCGUGAUGCAAGUGAGCGAGCCGACAGAGUACAUCAUCUUGCACUCGAACAAUCUCACGAUCACCAGCUACUACUUAAAGUCGCACAAGACCCUACGAAAGAUUGCUAUCACGAAAUUGCUCUUCUAUAAGCGAUGGAAUUUGGUUGCCUUUCGCCUCCAGAGGGCACUGUAUGCCAAUGAGGAACUCGAUCUAACGAUCGAAUACAAUAUGCCUCUCCGAGAUAAACUCACUGGGCUGUACAGAAGUUCUUAUGUUGACGACGAUGGGAAGAAAAGGUACAUCGCUACGACACAGUUUGAGCCCAACUCGGCACGAGAAGCAUUUCCAUGUUUUGAUGAGCCAGCCUUUAAAGCAGUCUUUGCCAUUCAAAUAAUCCGUGACAAGGGCCUGGUGUCAUUAUCAAAUAAGCCAGCUGAGCCCCCACAUCAGUUCCUGAAGGAUGAGGGCUUUGACUGGGAGGUUGAUGUGUUCAGACAAACACCCAAAAUGAGCACGUACCUGGUUGCAAUCAUCGUCUGUGACUUCAAGUCUAAGUCCGACAUCACCGGAAACAAUGUGCAGGUGGCUGUGUACGCACCAAAAGCAAAGAUAGACCAGGUAGACUUUGCCCUCAAUAUUACGAUUAAAAUUUUGGACUUCUAUGAAGAUUUCUUCCAGAUAAGAUACCAACUGCAGAAACUGGAUUUGAUAGCCAUCCCGGACUUCAAGGCUGGAGCUAUGGAAAAUUGGGGGAUGGUGACCUAUCGGGAAACAGCCAUUCUGUACAAUGAGAACGAAUCAUCGUCUGCUGCCCAGGAGAGGGUUGCUAUUGUUGUAGCACACGAACUGGCACACCAAUGGUUUGGGAAUCUGGUCACCAUGGACUGGUGGUCGGACCUGUGGUUAAAUGAAGGCUUUGCAUCUUUCGUUGAGUUUCUCGGAACUGACCACGUGAAACCCGAAUGGAACAUGAUGGAUCAGUUCGUUUUGACGGAAACACAGGUUGCCAUGGUAACUGAUGCAUUAGCAAGUUCCCGGCCACUGACUGUUGAAGUGAAUGAUGCUGAUGAAAUAGAUCUGCUGUUCGACAGUAUUUCCUAUCAAAAGGGAGCUGCCAUUCUUAACAUGCUACAAGGUUUUCUGACUCUCCCCAUCUUAAAGAAGGGUCUCACACGAUAUCUGACUCUGCACGAAUUUGGAAAUGCAAAGACGUCAGACCUGUGGGAUGCCUUAACGCAAGUGAGUCGCGAGCAGCAACAGAAUCUCGACGUGGUCACGAUUAUGAACUCAUGGACGCAGCAGAUGGGCUACCCCGUCGUCACGAUCUCACGACAGGGCAACGUGCUGAAGGCACGCCAGCAGCGCUUCCUGCUCAACCAGGACACAGUCACCAACUUCACCAGACCGCAAGAUGAGUCUAGCUACGGGUAUGUGUGGAAUAUUCCAAUUACCUACUACACUGAGUCCCAUCCAAGUGAUGUUCAGCUGAUAUGGAUGAACAGGAACACUGAAUUAAACUUCGCAGACAACUUCAACCUCGAUGGCAAUCCUGAGUGGAUCAAGGCUAACGUCAACCAGACUGGGUUCUACCGAGUUAAGUAUGAUCAGAAGAACUGGGAUGCCUUGAUCAGGCUCUUAAAGAGCAAUCAUCAUGUUCUCUCGCCGGCGGAUCGCUCAGGUCUACUUGACGAUGCCUUCUCCCUGUCGUUUGGUUUCUAUGUUGCGCCAAAGGUGGCACUAGACAUGUCAGAAUAUCUGUCAGAGGAGCGUGACUAUGUACCUUGGCAGACAGCACUGCAGCACUACUACAAACUGCUUGUAUUGUGUGAGGAGAAGCCUAUAUACCGACCUCUGAAGAAAUAUGUCUUGGAGCUACUGAGUCCGGUUGUGACAUACAUUGGAUGGCAAGAUACUGGAUCUCACUUAGACAAAUACUUGCGAAGUACUGUAAUGAGACAUGCGUGUUGGCUGGACCACCCUGACUGCAAGGUCAAGGUUCUCUCUAUGUUUAGGGCUUGGAUGGUGAAUGGAACUAAGAUUGCUCCGAACCUGCGCUCGGUCGUGUACGGUAAUGCGAUCAAGUAUGGCGGUGAUGAGGAAUGGGAGUUUGCCUACAAGCAGUAUCAGGACACUCGUACACCAUCUGAGAAGAAAGAACUGCUGCAAGCACUCACCACCACUACUGACAUGUGGCACAUUACUCAAAUUUUGGACUACAGCUUACAGCCAGAGAAGAUCAGAAAACAGGACAUGUUUUUUGUUUUGAUCGGUGUGGCGAAUAACCGGCUGGCACGCUGGCAUGUGUGGAGGUUUGUGCAGUCAUCGUGGGACACCAUCAUUGAUAUCUAUGGAGCAAGUUCAUAUAACACCUUGCUGAAGAUAACCACACAGCACUUUACAACUGAGUUCGAUUAUAAUGAGCUGAAUCGGUUCCUUAUGUCGAGGAAUUGCACACUGAGAGCUGCGAGGCAGGCGCUGGAGUUGGUGCGUCACAGUGUGGAGUGGGUCGACAGAAAUGAGGAGCUUAUCGAAAAAUGGCUUCGUGAUAAAUCGCGCAUGUGAGCUGCUGUCCCCAUCGGUUCGUGCAGCUGCAUGGCUAUAAGUAAGGCAACUUUCAAUGGUGGGGGUGGUGGCAUUCACUUGCUCACCACUUGCUGGCCCUCUUCCAGCCAUGAUGUGUCAAAAUGUUGUGAAUCUAUUGUGAAUAGUGCCAUUUUUUUGUGUAUUGUCGUGGUCGCGGUGACUAUCGUGAGCGUGGUUUCACCCCAAGAAAUUGUUGUGACGGAGCAUUUCGUCGUGAGUCUGGUCCUUGUUAUGUUAUAUACGCAUGCAUUCCAUGUCUUCUUGCCUGAGCCUUCGUUCUCAUCCUGAGAUGUGACAAUGUUAUUUGUAGGCAGUGUGUAUUGAAAACGAGGUGCCAGUGUUUGAUUGUACAUCAACGUUGGAGUUGACGAUGGUGUGUUGCUUCUAUGAGUACCUUUCACUGUCGUAUUCGUAUAGUUAGGUAGUCUCUUCAUCGGUUUGGCAUGCACCAGACGGGGAAGAAGUAGAAUGCAACGUGUUGGGUCAACUUUUAUAUCGCACAUUGAAAGCAUCUUUUCAUGUCAGCGCUUGCGAAUACAAUUGCGAGGAUAUGGUUGUGUUGUGCUGAACCGUACUUUCCGUACUGACUCUAGUCACGCUUGUACCAGCUGUUGCGUUAAUUUAUAGAUCAUGUAUUUUUUUAAUCAUUUAUCUAACCUGUUGCAGUGUGUUGGUAAGGGAGGCAUGCAGUAUAAUUGAAUAGGUAUGGGCUGUAUUGCUUUUAACCAGCUCAGUGUCACGUAGAGAGAGACAUGUGUUAUAUAAAUGAUCGAGAAACAAGUUUAUUGUGCUGUUUAUUCAUUGAAUAUGUCAAUUGGUUUAUUACCACAGCUUAUUCAAUGCCAGUGUGCGUGUAUACGUUAUGAGUUGUGAUGCUUCUUAUACACAAGUUUCCGUGAACAUAUACUUGGACAUGGUCAUUUCAGUGAUUUUCGAGAUUUCAGGCAAGUCGACCUAAAAAGUCACAAGAGGAUUUUGGCAUGUUCACUUAGUUAUUGCGAAACAACUCAACAUUAAGCAUUAAUACAUGUUUAAGUUCCAAGGGAAAGGGUCUAUACUUCUCAAGCACAUAUGCUUCGUAAGCACAUUAAGCACACAUUAGUUAUGUGUAUAAUAAACGAGCAUUUGAAAAUGUCGUGUUGUCCUGCUUUUAUGGCACAAGUAAGUGUACAUACACGCAUUUACACAGGGAUGUUGGUUUGGCAUUAUUGUCACUUAUAAAUGUGUAUUAUUUUUCUAAUAAUGCUUGCAUAGACGCCAAACGGUUACAGUUUUUAAUUGGGUGUUGGAAUGCUUUCUGUCUGCAUACGUGUUGCAGGUAAAGUACUGUGAUUAUGGUCCGCGUGAGGAACUAAUUAAUGUUCAUAGUAUGAGGAGGUAUGGCCCUAGUAAUAUUCUCAUUGUUGUUGAGAAGUGCUGCUGAAGUUGUGUACAGGUUACGCCCGGCGCACACGUGAGUAAUUUUACUCAAGUAAAAUGACGCAUGAGUCAUUUUACUCACGUGUGCGGCGGAUU
Molecule: messenger RNA, 4569 nt
Organism: Priapulus caudatus
Lineage: Eukaryota; Metazoa; Priapulida; Priapulimorpha; Priapulimorphida; Priapulidae
Product: aminopeptidase N-like
Exons: 20
Coding region: 94-3033 (979 amino acids)
Biological process (GO): peptide catabolic process; proteolysis
Cellular component (GO): cytoplasm
Molecular function (GO): peptide binding; metalloaminopeptidase activity; zinc ion binding
Source: RefSeq, a predicted model, not a curated record